Molecule: messenger RNA, 1723 nt
Organism: Xyrichtys novacula (pearly razorfish)
Lineage: Eukaryota; Metazoa; Chordata; Actinopteri; Labriformes; Labridae
Source: the annotation of a GenBank genome assembly
AUGGCGUCAGAAUCCAAAACCACAGAUGAAAUGAAGCAUGAUGCAAGCCCGCCACCACGUUCAUCGUCUCCAAAGCCUUCGGUUCACUCAAGAGCCAGCUCAAAACGCUCGUCCUCUUCAAGAUCUUCUGUCAUGGAGGCUGCCGCCAAAGCAAGGGCUACAGCUGAAGCAGCGCUCACCAAGGCAUCUUAUGCUAAGCGACAGUUAGAAAUGAAAAAGGAGAGAGCUAAGCUAGAUUUACAAAAGGCUGCAUUAGAAGCAGAUUUGGAGGCGUUGGCAUAUGAAAGGGAAGCAGAGGCAGCGCGGGUCGAAGCUGAAGUCUUAGAAGCAGCUGUAGCUAUGGGGAAUGACGAUGUACAAAGCCUAAGAAGUGUGGUUUCGCCACAAGUGAUACGACAGCGCACUGAAGAGUAUGUGCUAUGCCAGUCACAGGUUAGCGUACAGUCUCCUGCCUUACCGCAUCACCAUGAAAUGCAGCACACGGUGAACAGUCCUCCAUGUCAGUCAGCACCUGGAACUGUAGAGGUAAAGCCCCCACUCAUAGACUUCAGACCCUCAGCACAUGAGCCCGUACAUGCAGCUGAACAAUCCCCCGCACCAAGACCGUCACACAGUCCGCACAGACAACAUGAUCAGCCUCCUCCUCUUCGCCCCGACUCCCCACCCAUGAUAGACUUCGCCAAGUUCCUAGCGCGCAGAGAAUUAGUGACCACUGGCCUUACCAAGUUCGACGACUCACCAGACAACUUCAGAGCAUGGCAGUCGUCAUUCUUCAAUGCAACACAAGGCUUAGGGCUCUCCUAUAGUGAAGAGUUAGACCUCCUCAUGAAGUGGCUGGGUAAAGAGUCAUCAGAGCAUGUGAAAAGGAUUCGCGCUGUUCAUGUCACUAACCCCAGGGCUGCCCUCCAUCUGUCCUGGCAGAGACUGCAGGAAUGCUACGGCACGCCAGAGAUGGUAGAGAACGCCCUGUUCAAAAGACUAGAUAGCUUUCCCCGUCUGUCUGCCAAAGACAAUGUGAAACUGAGAGAGCUCAGUGAUCUCCUUAUGGAGCUGCUGGCAGCUAAGGACGACGGUUACCUCCCCGGGCUGGCCUACCUCGAUACUCCUCGUGGGAUAAAGCCCAUAGUCGAGAAGUUGCCCCCUGGCCUGCAGGAAAAAUGGCUCAACACGGGCUCCCGCUUCAAGGAGCAGCACAGAGUAACUUUUCCUCCCUUUUCGUUCUUCGUGGACUUCAUCAACAUCCAGGCUAAAGCCCGCAAUGACCCAAGUUUCGCCCUGUCAAGCAACAGCCAGGCAUACAGCAAAGGUGAGAGAACUCCAUUAAAGCAAAGUGGUUUCAAGACUGCUGUAUCUGUACACAAGACAGACGUGUCUGCCACCAUUGACGCAGACACCACAAGCGCCACAGACAUUGAAAAGAAAGACAUUGAUCCAGCUCGAUAUUGCCCUGUGCACAAGAAAACACAUCCAUUAGAAAAAUGUAGGUCAUUCAGAAUGAAAACAUUGCAAGAACGCAAAGACAUUCUUAAAGAACAUAAACGCUGUUAUAAAUGCUGUGCACCAAACCACCUCGCCAAGGACUGCCAGACGACACUGAAAUGCGGUGAGUGUGAGAGCGAAAGACACUGCUCUGCAAUGCAUCCCGACACCUCUCAGCCACCGCCUCCGUCGUCUGCCCAACCAGGUGCAGAAGCACAGCCAGCCAGUUCUGCCCUGGAAGUGA